CCCGCCAUCCCACCAUGUAAUGAUUACACAGCGGCCAUGAAAACGUUACAUUAGAAGCUUUUGGUGUUAUCUAUCACAUUGCCUCGGCCAUAUAAGCACUCUCUUCUGAUAAAAGCGUAAAGCCGUAAAGCCAUUUCGCUUUCUCCAUUCUUUAACGCCCACCCCACCUCGUUCUCUCUAUAUAUCAAAAGCAGUUCUUUAAGCCAGCCCAUAUAUAUAUUUUCUAGAAUUUUAAGAGAGGGAGAGAAUAAAUAGUGUCAAGAACUAAUAGUAUGUCGUGGAUGGAUGGAGACAAAGAAGUGGAAGAAACAAAUUUAUGGACUCAAAGCAAUAAGAAUGGCGAUUUGGAGAAUAAAGAUGAUGCAGAACUUGUUACACUUUCUUCAUUUAAAUCUAUGCUCGAAGCUGAAAAUGAAGCCGGCUGGUACAUGUCGGUCACCGCCACUCCCACCGCGACCAGCAGCCAUGAAAUCGACAUGCAUGGCGCCAAUCACCUUGACCUGGGUAACAUCUCUUUUUCACCCAAGUUUAUUGAUGCUGAUAAUCAUCAUCCUGUUUUACAGCAAGUGGAUUCUUCUGCUUCGUGCUCCCCAACGUCUGCUUCAGUUCUCAAUUCUUUGGAUCCAUCUCAUCAGUUAAACUAUUUUAUGCCACCGAAAAACUCAACACUCAUGAAUCCAAUUCACAGCAAUCUUUUAGAGGGGACAUUUGAUUUUGGUUGUGAUAAUGGGUUUCUUGAAAGUGCUUUAAAUCGGGGAACUGGGAUGCUGAAUAAUUGUUCUAAUGAUUUAAGUACUCAAUCGCAAAUGGGUACUCUUAAUUGGAGCUUUAAUCAUCAGUUUUCCACUAAUAAUUUUCUUCAACUGCCUCAAUCCAGUGAGGGCUUUGGAGUAAUGGGAUUUGGGGAGGGUUCCAUGAAUGGGAAUCCAUUGUUCGUUAAUAGUUCUAAGAUUUUGAAACCUCUUGAUGGUUUUGCUUCAAUUGGAUCACAACCAACACUCUUUCAGAAAAGGGCUGCUCUAAGGAAGAAUCUUGCUAGUGGGAGUGUCAGCAAUUUGGGGUCUUUGAAUUUAGGUGGUGAAAUCAAUCAUUCUCGAAGUUCUACUAGCCUUGAAGGCUUUGACAAGAAGGGGGAAUUUAGUGAUGUAAAUGAGAGGAAGAGGAAAAACAGUAGCGGGGAUGAUGGGGAGGAUUUUAGCAUUGAUGGAUCCAACUUGAACUAUGACUCUGAUGAUCAAUUUCUGGAGAAUAGUACUAUCAACAAGGUGGAAGAGAUUGGUAAAAAUGGCGGAAGUAGCUCGAAUGUUAAUAGCACUGUCACCUGCGGUGGUAGUGGAGAUCACAAGGGUAAGAAGAAGGGGCUUCCGGCUAAGAAUUUAAUGGCUGAAAGGCGCCGGAGGAAGAAGCUCAAUGACAGGCUUUACUUGCUGAGGUCUGUUGUACCAAAGAUUAGCAGGAUGGACAGGGCCUCAAUACUAGGGGAUGCGGUUGAGUAUUUAAAGGAACUGCUGCAGAAGAUCAAUGACCUCCAUAAUGAACUGGAGUCCACCCCUUCUUGCUCUUCAUUGUCUCCACUCUUGAACUUCUAUCCUUUGACUCCUACAACACCAGGCCUUCUCUGUUGUAUCCAGGAAGAACUAUGCCCAAGUGCAUUUGUUGAGGUAAGGUUAAGAGAAGGGAGAGCCGUCAAUAUUCACAUGUUUUGUGGUAACAGACCAGGCCUUUUGCUCUCCACUAUGAGGGCUCUGGACAUCCUUGGCCUAGACAUUCAACAAGCUGUGAUUAACUGUUUCAAUGGGUUUGCAUUGGAUAUCUUUCGAGCUGAGCAAUGUAAAGAAGGUCAAGACCUCAAUCCAAACCAUAUUAAAGCAGUACUCCAGGUUUCUGCCGGCUUUCAUGGGAUGGUGUGAGGAUUCAUAGUGUACAAGUUUUGCCGAGAAUCUGAGAUGUUACGUAUGUGGAUCGACAAUGCGGCAGGCUGUUCUUAUGAGCAACAACCUUAUGGAGAAACAAAACUAGUUGAAGUACUUUGCUUAUCGAGUUUGAAAUUGUUUAGUUUACAUUUGCAUUGAUUAAGUUGCUUUUUUUUUCUUUUUUUUUUUUUCCUUUUUUUGUUUGGACAAAUUUCCCAGAGGCGGUGAAACUUGAACAAUUUGGUAUCUAUUUCGCCUUUUGAAUGCCAAGUUCAUUAUGGCU
Messenger RNA from Olea europaea var. sylvestris, 2196 nucleotides. Its product is annotated as transcription factor ICE1-like. NCBI's taxonomy places the organism in Eukaryota, Viridiplantae, Streptophyta, Magnoliopsida, Lamiales, Oleaceae. Gene Ontology annotation, cellular component: nucleus. Bases 273 to 1910 code for a protein of 545 amino acids. Gene Ontology annotation, biological process: regulation of DNA-templated transcription. Gene Ontology annotation, molecular function: sequence-specific DNA binding; protein dimerization activity; DNA-binding transcription factor activity. The record is from RefSeq and is a predicted model, not a curated record. The transcript is spliced from 4 exons.